Molecule: messenger RNA, 1730 nt
Organism: Dipodomys spectabilis (banner-tailed kangaroo rat)
Lineage: Eukaryota; Metazoa; Chordata; Mammalia; Rodentia; Heteromyidae
Gene: Rsrc1
Product: arginine and serine rich coiled-coil 1
Exons: 10
Coding region: 151-1155 (334 amino acids)
Biological process (GO): alternative mRNA splicing, via spliceosome
Cellular component (GO): nucleus; cytoplasm
Source: RefSeq, a predicted model, not a curated record
UGGCGCUGGAACCAGGAAGGCGCUGAGCUUAAACUGAAGCGAGUACGGAGUACGCCGGUGGCACCCUGACCUGUAGAAAUCCGCCUGCUCCGCGGCCCUAGCACGUCUACCCUACGUACGAAUCCGAAGGAGGGCACCCAGCUUAUAGAAAUGGGACGACGGUCAUCAGACACUGAAGAAGAAAGCAGAAGCAAGAGAAAAAAGAAACACCGAAGACGGUCAUCUUCAAGCAGUUCUUCUGAUAGUAGAACGUACAGCCGAAAGAAAAGUGGGAGAAAGUCCAGGUCAAAGUCUAGGUCUUGGUCCAGAGAUCUUCAGUCUCGUUCACAUUCUUAUGAUAGAAGACGCAGGCACCGGUCAAGCAGCAGCUCAUCUUAUGGCUCUAGAAGAAAACGAAGUCGAAGUCGUUCACGAGGUCGGGGCAAAUCCUACAGACUUCAAAGGUCUAGGUCAAAAAGCAGAACAAGAAGGUCCAGGUCAAGACCUCGUCCGCGUUCCCACAGUCGAAGCAGUGAACGGUCCAGCCAUAGAAGGACUCGAAGUCGAUCCCGGGACAGAGACCGUCGUAAAGGCAGAGACAAAGAGAAGAGAGAAAAGGAGAAGGAAAAAGCCAAGGACAAGGAAUUGCACAACAUCAAACGUGGGGAAUCUGGAAACAUCAAAGCUGGAUUAGAACAUCUGCCACCAGCAGAGCAAGCCAAAGCCAGGUUACAACUGGUCCUUGAAGCUGCUGCCAAAGCUGAUGAAGCACUGAAAGCCAAAGAGAGAAAUGAGGAAGAAGCAAAGAGAAGGAAGGAGGAAGACCAAGCCACCCUGGUGGAGCAGGUGAAGAGAGUGAAGGAAAUCGAAGCUAUUGAGAGUGAGUCCUUCGUUCAGCAAACGUUCCGGUCAAGUAAAGAAGUCCGGAAGGCCGUGGAGCCCAGUGAGGUGAAGCAGGCAGCUCCAGCUGCAGGCCCAGCGGCCACGGCUACCGAGCUGCCCAGUGUCGGGAAGGAGCUGGACCCCAGCAGCAUCCCCACCGCUAUCAAGUACCAGGACGACAACUCUCUGGCUCAUCCGAAUUUGUUUAUUGAGAAAGCUGAAGCUGAGGAAAAGUGGUUCAAAAGAUUGAUUGCCCUUCGACAAGAAAGACUAAUGGGAAGUCCUGUAGCCUAAAAACAAAUGUGGUUAACAGUGACAUUGCUUAUGUUGAAGUGACAUUGCUUAUGGUUAACAGUGACAUUGCUUAUGGUUAAAUGGCAUUGGGUUUUUAAAUCCCAGUACAACUUUUGCACAUAAAAAGAACUUAGAUGAAAAUAUGAAAAGGUGACUUCAUGUCCUUCUUCCCUCAUGUAGGUAUGAAUAUUUGUUGAUUUGAACAGAGUCAAAUCUAACAAAACUAGUAUGAAAUUUAAGAGUACGUGCAGAUGUUAUACUGCUAACAGUGCUCAUCAUAAAAAGUUCAGUGUUAAUAAAUGGUACUCAGUAGUGUUUCCCUGUACUAUUGGAAAACGCCAAGCUUUUGACUCCUUAUUGAUUAACUGUGCACAUAAAAGAAUCAAAUUAUUUUCUGCCCAUCUGAGAUUUCAUCUCCCAUGUGCUGUGAAAAUGCUUUUGAGUCCUUUCUCUCAGCUGUUUGAAAAUGUUUCAACACAAUAAAAGCACUGUAUCAGCCAAAUGAGCAUGUUAAAGGAGUAACAUGUUUGUUGCUAAAAAUCUUUAGAAUUAAAUAAAUGCAGUUUUCACCUAGA